This is a messenger RNA of Acanthoscelides obtectus, 827 nucleotides long. The record is from the annotation of a GenBank genome assembly. NCBI's taxonomy places the organism in Eukaryota, Metazoa, Arthropoda, Insecta, Coleoptera, Chrysomelidae.
UUUGCUUACAAAAAGUGCCAGUUACAAAAAUAACCAUCAGAAUAACUAGCUGGUUUUAUAGUCUAGUUGUCCAGGAUCAUAUCUCACAAAUAUCUGUUUGCAUCAAAUUUUCACACUUUGAUUUAAUAAUCCUACAAUGUUAAAAAGAAAACAGCUUCACAAUCAUAAUAACCAUCCCAAAACAGAAUCCUUAAUUAUAAACAAGGAUGGAGGGCAAUGAACCUGAAGCAGAGGUAUGCAUCAACUGUAAAACAGAAUUUCAUGGAGACAAUGGUUACUAUAAAUGUGAUUCAAGUUUUGGGAGCGUUCAUAAGGAUUGUGUCAAUUUAACAUCUUCAGAAGUGCGAUGUAUGCCAUUACAGAAGAGGGUUCUUUUGUUGAUUUGUGAUAAAUGCAAGCAAUUAAUAGCAAGAAUGCCCUAUAUGGUGAAAAUGAUGGAGGAAAUUAAAAGAGAAUUAGCAGAUUUGAAAGCAAACUACAGAAAAGACACUUAUGCAAAUGUGUUAAAAAAUAAAACAUCCGCGCCGGAUUCCAUUAAUAAGCCUAGUCUGCCUACCAUAAUAAUUAGGCCUAAAAGCCAACAAAAUAUAGGCAAGAAUAAAGAGGAGGUGCAAAGGUUGAUAAACCCAUGCGAAAUCAAUGUUGGAAUUAGAAAUAUUAAGGAAACUAAGAAAGGAAAUAUUGUACUAAAGUGCGACACAGAACAGGAGCUAGAAAGACUCAAGAAAUCAGCAGAAAGUAAACUAAAAGGUAAAUAUGAAGUUAAUUUACCAAAAAAGAUGUUACCGAAAAUUAAAAUUGUAGGAUAUGGAUGCAGUUGAACGGAC